AUUUAUUAUUUAUAAAAAAAAAUUGCUUUAUGUCUACUAUUACUCAAAACAAAGGCUACAUUAGCCAAAUUAUAGGUCCUGUUAUUGACAUUGAAUUUCCUAAUGGGAAACUUCCUAAAAUAUAUAAUGCUAUUACUAUAAAUCAUAAAAAUAAAACAAUAACCUGCGAAGUUCAACAAUUACUUGGAGAUAAUAGAGUCAGAGCAGUCGCUAUGAAUUCAACAGAUGGACUACAGAGAGGAAUUGAAGCAAUUGACACUGGUUCGGCUAUCACUGUACCUGUAGGUAAAUGUACUUUGGGAAGAAUUUUUAAUGUAUUAGGUGAACCUGUAGAUGAAUUAGGAGCAAUUUUAACAGAUACGAAAUUACCUAUUCAUAGAUCGUCACCUUUAUUUACUCAAUUGGAAACUAAACCCUCAAUUUUUGAAACUGGUAUCAAAGUAAUUGAUUUAUUAGCUCCAUAUAAACGUGGAGGAAAAAUUGGUUUAUUUGGUGGUGCUGGUGUGGGAAAAACCGUUUUAAUUAUGGAGUUAAUUAAUAAUAUUGCGAAAUCACAUGGGGGUGUUUCUGUUUUUGGAGGAGUUGGUGAAAGAACGAGAGAAGGAAAUGAUUUAUAUGUGGAAAUGAAAGAAUCUAAAGUCAUUAAUGAAAACAAUUUAGAAGAAUCUAAAGUAGCUUUAGUCUACGGUCAAAUGAAUGAACCGCCAGGAGCCCGUAUGAGAGUAGGUCUAACAGCUCUGACUAUGGCUGAAUAUUUUAGAGAUAAUAAUAAACAAGAUGUUUUAUUAUUUAUUGAUAAUAUUUUUAGAUUUGUACAAGCAGGGUCAGAAGUAUCUGCGCUAUUAGGACGUAUGCCUUCUGCAGUAGGUUAUCAACCUACUUUAUCUACUGAAAUGGGAGCAUUACAAGAAAGAAUUACAUCAACCAAGGAAGGUUCUAUUACAUCAAUUCAGGCAGUUUAUGUUCCUGCAGACGAUUUAACAGAUCCUGCUCCUGCUACUACUUUCGCACAUUUAGAUGCAACAACUGUAUUAUCAAGAGGACUAGCAUCUAAAGGUAUUUAUCCUGCAGUAGAUCCUUUAGACUCUACAUCUACAAUGUUGCAACCACAAAUUGUAGGAGAUGAGCAUUAUGCUACAGCUCAGAGAGUAAAAGAAAAUUUACAAAGAUAUAAAGAAUUACAAGAUAUUAUUGCAAUUCUAGGAUUAGAUGAACUUUCAGAAGAAGAUAGAUUAACUGUUGCUAGAGCUAGAAAAAUUGAGAGAUUUUUAUCCCAACCAUUUUUUGUAGCUGAAGUAUUUACAGGCUCGCCAGGUAAAUAUGUAAGCUUGAAAGAAUCAAUUAACGGAUUCAAAAUGAUUUUAAAUGGAGAACUAGAUGAUUUGCCUGAACAAGCUUUUUAUUUAGUAGAAAUGGGUUUAAAUAUUCGUGUUAUUGCUCCAGAUAGAAUUGUUUGGAAUGCUAAAGCUGAAGAAAUUAUUUUACCAACUAGUACGGGACAGUUAGGUAUAUUAAGUGGACACGCUCCAUUAUUAAGUGCUUUAGAUAUUGGUGUAAUGAGAGUAAGAAUUAAAAAUAAUUGGACUUCUAUUGUUUUAUUUGGUGGCUUUGCUGAAGUUGAGAAUGAUGAAAUAAUAAUUCUAGUUAACGGUGCAGAAGAAGCUUCUGUAAUUAAUUUGGACAAAGCUAACAAAGAUUUGAUAGAAAGUUCUUCUCUUCUGAAUGAAGCUAAAACUAAUAAAGAAAAAAUUGAAGCUACUCAAAAACUCAGAAAGGCUAAAGCUAGAGUACAAGCGGCAAAUACCUUAACCAAUCAAUCAAUCUAUUAAUAUGUUCAGGUCGUCGUUAAGAAAAAAAAAAGAUCGUUC
Molecule: messenger RNA, 1868 nt
Organism: Galdieria sulphuraria
Lineage: Eukaryota; Rhodophyta; Bangiophyceae; Galdieriales; Galdieriaceae
Product: [pt] F-type H+-transporting ATPase subunit beta
Exons: 2
Coding region: 30-1829 (599 amino acids)
Biological process (GO): proton transmembrane transport; proton motive force-driven mitochondrial ATP synthesis
Molecular function (GO): ATP hydrolysis activity; ATP binding; proton-transporting ATP synthase activity, rotational mechanism
Source: RefSeq, a predicted model, not a curated record